Messenger RNA from Panonychus citri (citrus red mite), 1997 nucleotides. Its product is annotated as beta-1,4-glucuronyltransferase 1-like. Gene Ontology annotation, molecular function: glucuronosyltransferase activity. The record is from RefSeq and is a predicted model, not a curated record. The transcript has 3 exons. The coding region runs from base 276 to 1646 and encodes 456 amino acids. Lineage: Eukaryota; Metazoa; Arthropoda; Arachnida; Trombidiformes; Tetranychidae.
UUUUUCUCCAAUUUUUUUAUUCUCUUCAAUUUUUAAUUCUCUUGAUUAUCUUUUUUUUUAAUUAACUUUGUUUUGACUUUCGAUCUUUAGUCCAACUUAUGUGCCAAUCAUUUAGACGAAAUUUACAAGAGUAAAUUGUUCCAAUUUAAUUUUUUUAGGUGAUUUAAUUAAUUACCUUCAACUAUUCCUUGGAUUUUUAUUUGUUUCCUUCUUCUUCUCCUCCUGUUAUGUGAAUGUGAUUUUCUGGAUUCGUCUAUUCACCAAGGCCCAUUUUAAUGGGAUUCCCUUGGAGACAAGCAAUAUUUUUCUUGGUCAUUAUCAUUGCUGUUUUACAGGUAAUUCACAUAUCAUUAUUAAGUCGAUUGGAAGCCUUAAGAAAUGACCGACGAAAACGAAAUGCUUUGGCCUUCAAAUUCGAUAAAAAUGACCAUGAGCAUCAGCUUAUUUAUACAAUUAAAGAUAUUGAAAAGGAUCGAAAAUUGUUACUCGAAGCCGUUAAAGAGAGUUCAGUUCUUGAUGCAUUUGGUGAGAUGCAUAUAAUCAACAAUUGGAUUCGAGCUGAAUCUUUGGGAAGUCGCAACCAUAUCCGUAAAGAUAUCACUCUGGUUACUCAAACCUCUAUCUCAGGUUUACACAAUUUAAUCACCAUAAUACCUCAUUGGAAAGGAUUAAUAUCCGUUGGUUUAUUCACAUUAACCAAAGACAUUUCAACAGCCAUUGAAGCGAUUCUUGUGUUACGUAAAUGUUACCCGGUGAUAAGAUUUAACACAAGUUUUCAUUUAGUUUACCCUCUCCAUGUGCCUCUACCUGAUUUGACAAUGCACAAUGAUCUUUAUCACCUUUUUCCAACAUCACCUCCAUCACUUUCAUCGAAAUCUCAAAAAGAAUCUCUUGAUGACAAUACUAUUUGCAAUCAUUUACCCCAAAUAUUAGUAUCUCUCAAAUCUUCUUCGCUCAAUUAUGAUAAUGAAGGAGUUCCAUUCCCAAACAAUUUACUUCGUAACGUUGCCAGAAGAAAUAGUCUCACCCAAUUCAUUUUCGUCACUGACAUUGAUCUGGUUCCUAAUCAUAAUCUUGACCGUGAUUUUAUUGAGUUUGCGAUAGAAAAUCGUUUAUUUGAAGAAGAAACUAAAGAUGAGAAAACUGUUUACGUUGUGCCAUCUUAUGAAAUCGAUUCUAGUCUUGUACCAGAUCAUAUACCCCAAGAUAAACGUGAGCUUAUGUUAGCAGUUAAUUCUGGUUACGUGAGGCCAUUUUAUUAUGAGCUCUGCUGGAAAUGCCAAAAAUACACCGAUUAUGAAGCUUGGCAAAAAGAACCACAAUCAAAUAAACUAAACAUAUUAUUCGAAGUCUUCUGGCAUGAUCCCUGGGAGCCAUUUUAUAUUUCUCGUAAUACAGUGCCAAUGUACGACGAAAGAUUCCGUCAAUAUGGUUUCAACAGAAUUAGUCAGGUCUGUGAACUUCACAUGGCUGGUUAUCGAUUCUCUGUUUUGAAUAACCCUUUUGUUAUCCAUAAAGGAAUGAAAAGAUCCGAUUCUUUUCAUAAAGAUAAAGACUUGGAAUUGGAAAAGAAUCGAAUACUUUUCAGGCAUUUCAAAAAUGAACUUAAAGAUCGUUAUCCACAUUCAUCCCGAAGAUGCUACUGAACUUAAAUGAUCUUUCAUCAAACCCAAACUCUCACUGAUUCAUUCAUGUGCCAUGAAAAUUUCAAGAAGCAAAAAAGUCGCAAUCAAAAGAGUUCAAACAUUCUAAAACAUGGGCCAUAUCAAUAUUCCCAAUCCUUUGUAAUUAACACCGAUUAUCUAAACUGCAUAUCAGUUUUGAUUGUUUGCAAUUAUUUAUUAUUUUAUAUUAAGUUAAAGCAAAGGGAAAAAAUUUGAUUACUAUCCAUCAAUCAUUUCUUCCUGUGUUCCAUCAAUGUUUUUACAGAGAAAACUUUUCUUUUUAUUAUGAAAAAAAUACUAUGUAAGUUUAAAAUAAAUAGAUUAAAUCAUCUA